Arvicola amphibius (Eurasian water vole) is the source of this 1095-nucleotide messenger RNA. RefSeq names its product NK6 homeobox 1 (gene Nkx6-1). The transcript is spliced from 3 exons. Gene Ontology annotation, cellular component: nucleus. Gene Ontology annotation, molecular function: DNA-binding transcription factor activity, RNA polymerase II-specific; RNA polymerase II cis-regulatory region sequence-specific DNA binding. Bases 1 to 1095 code for a protein of 364 amino acids. The record is from RefSeq and is a predicted model, not a curated record. Gene Ontology annotation, biological process: cell differentiation; regulation of transcription by RNA polymerase II. Lineage: Eukaryota; Metazoa; Chordata; Mammalia; Rodentia; Cricetidae.
AUGUUAGCUGUGGGGGCGAUGGAGGGCCCUCGGCAGAGCGCGUUCCUGCUCAGCAGCCCGCCCCUGGCCGCCCUGCACAGCAUGGCCGAGAUGAAGACCCCGCUGUACCCCGCCGCCUACCCCCCGCUGCCCACUGGGCCCCCUUCUUCCUCCUCGUCCUCCUCGUCCUCGUCGCCCUCCCCGCCUUUGGGCUCCCACAAUCCAGGCAGCUUGAAGCCCCCGGCCGCGGGGGGCCUCUCGUCCCUGAGCAGCCCCCCGCAGCAGCUCUCGGCCGCCACCCCGCACGGCAUCAACGACAUCCUGAGCCGGCCCUCCAUGCCGGUGGCCUCGGGGGCCUCCCUCCCUUCCGCCUCGCCCUCUGGGUCCUCUUCCUCCUCCUCCUCGUCCGCCUCCGCUACCUCGGCCUCUGCGGCCGCAGCCGCUGCUGCUGCGGCCGCCGCCGCCGCCGCCUCUUCGCCAGCCGGGCUGCUGGCCGGCCUGCCCCGCUUCAGCAGCCUGAGCCCGCCGCCGCCACCGCCCGGGCUCUACUUCAGCCCCAGCGCUGCGGCCGUGGCCGCCGUGGGCCGGUACCCCAAGCCCCUGGCCGAACUGCCUGGCAGGACGCCCAUCUUCUGGCCCGGGGUGAUGCAGAGCCCGCCUUGGAGGGACGCACGCCUGGCCUGUACCCCCCAUCAGGGAUCCAUUUUGUUGGACAAAGAUGGGAAGAGAAAACACACCAGACCCACGUUCUCUGGCCAACAGAUCUUCGCUCUGGAGAAGACCUUCGAACAAACGAAGUACCUGGCGGGGCCAGAGAGAGCUCGCUUGGCCUAUUCUUUGGGGAUGACGGAGAGUCAGGUCAAGGUCUGGUUCCAGAACCGCCGGACCAAGUGGAGGAAGAAGCACGCGGCCGAGAUGGCCACGGCCAAAAAGAAACAGGACUCGGAGACCGAGCGGCUCAAGGGGACUUCGGAGAACGAGGAGGACGACGACGAUUACAACAAGCCUCUGGACCCGAACUCUGAUGACGAGAAAAUCACGCAGCUGCUGAAAAAGCACAAGUCGGGCAGCGGUGGCCUCCUGCUGCACGCGUCGGAGGCCGAGGGCUCGUCCUGA